Molecule: messenger RNA, 1241 nt
Organism: Humulus lupulus (European hop)
Lineage: Eukaryota; Viridiplantae; Streptophyta; Magnoliopsida; Rosales; Cannabaceae
Product: short-chain dehydrogenase TIC 32, chloroplastic-like
Exons: 8
Coding region: 121-1083 (320 amino acids)
Source: RefSeq, a predicted model, not a curated record
UAUUCAAAACAAACAUUUUUAUCAUUGUUUGUCUGUACUAACUUUCAUGCCUCUAAUGGUAUUAAUUAAAGCAUUAUAUUAGCGUCUUGUAAGCCAUUUUGAAGAGUUGAUUAAGAAAAAAUGUGGCCUUUUAGCAGAAAAGGGCCAUCUGGGUUUUCAUCUUCCUCUACAGCAGAGGAGGUUACUCAAAGAAUUGAUGGAACUGGUCUGACUGCCAUUAUCACAGGAGCAUCUAGUGGUAUUGGCACCGAAACUACGCGAGUUCUUGCAUUGCGCGGCGUACAUGUAAUCAUGGCAAUCAGGAACAUGGCUGCUGGAAAAGAUAUCAAAGAAUCAAUAGUAAAAGAAAUCCCUACUGCUAAAGUUGAUGCCAUGGAAUUGGAUCUCAGCUCAUUGUCAUCCGUGAGAAAAUUUGCAUCAGAUUUCAAAUCAUCAAAUCGUCCUCUGAACAUCUUAAUUGUUGUUUUUGUAUUGUCAAGUAACAAUGCAGGAGUUAUGGCAACACCAUUCAUGCUUUCAAAAGACAAAAUUGAACUACAGUUUGCAACCAACCACUUAGGUCAUUUUCUGUUGACAAAUCUUUUGUUGGAGACUAUGAAGAAAACAGCAAAGGAGAGUAAAAAAGAAGGAAGAAUACUAAAUGUUUCCUCAGUGGCUCACCGGUACCCAUAUUUUGAAGGAAUUCGCUUCGAUAAAAUUAACGAUAAACAAGGGUACAGUAGUAUAGCUGCAUAUGGACAAUCCAAGCUAGCUAAUGUUUUGCACGCCAAUGAGCUUGCAAGACGUUUAAAGGAAGAUAAUGUGAAUAUAACUGCAAAUUCACUUCACCCGGGUGUAAUCGUUACCAAUCUUUUCCGUUUUAAUGGCAUCGUCAACGGUCUUGUUAAUAUAGUGGGUAGACUUGUACUAAAAAAUGUCCACCAGGGGGCUGCAACAACGUGCUAUGUGGCGUUGAACCCACAAGUGAAGGGAGUAAGCGGUGAAUAUUUCGAAGACAGUAAUAUUUCCAAGGCAAGCACCAAGGGCAGAGACCAGGACUUGGCAAAGAAACUCUGGGAUUUCAGCCUCAAUUUGACACGAUGAUCAAUUAUUUCUGUAAACAAAAUAAACAAAAAUUAAAUGUUAAAGACCUAUGUUACUAGUUGAUUAACGCCUUGCCUUCUUUCUCAUAUACAUGAAAGAAAACGUACUUAAUUAUCUUGUCCCUCGCUAUCAAUAAUAAAUAAGUUUAACACAGUAAA